Mizuhopecten yessoensis (Yesso scallop) is the source of this 2600-nucleotide messenger RNA. RefSeq names its product ATP-dependent RNA helicase DDX51-like. Gene Ontology annotation, cellular component: nucleus. The transcript has 16 exons. NCBI's taxonomy places the organism in Eukaryota, Metazoa, Mollusca, Bivalvia, Pectinida, Pectinidae. Gene Ontology annotation, molecular function: nucleic acid binding; ATP binding. Bases 91 to 2094 code for a protein of 667 amino acids. The record is from RefSeq and is a predicted model, not a curated record.
GCCCCUUUCAAAAUGUCUACCACACGGAAAAGCAUGUGCUCUUGUUUAAUUUUAUUUAAUGUUGCUCAUUGAAUAACAGACGACUUCAAAAUGGCACUUUUCUCAGUCUCCAGAUACAUGGGAGAUGAGGCUACAGCAAUUGACAAAAACCAAAAGGAAUUGACUGCUUCAGAAAUUUUAGAGAAAAUCAAAAGUGAGGCUAAGCAACGUAAAGCUGAAAGAGAGUCUAAGAGCAAGAAAGCCAUAGAGAAUGACAAUACUACUACAAACAACAAAUUAAGCAAGGAAGUGUCGGAUGUCGAAGAUAUAAGUUCAGGAAGUCGAAAAAAGAAGAAGAAACGAAGGACUGAGAAUGAAACAACAGAGGUGGAUGAAACAUCGUCUAAGAAAAAGAAGAAAAAGAAACACAAAUCAGAUGAGAAUGGUGAAGAAAUGCAACAGAAAACAGAAAAUGCUAUGGAUGAAGAAGAGAAUCUGUUGGAUGAGUCUGCUGUUGAUUUGAAAGGAAAGGAAGAAGUUGAUGUUGGUGAUGACACUGAUGUAAUGGAUGGUGAAAAGAAGUUUCCUGUGCUAGGGAAUUUUCAACAGAAAGUUGUCCAGAAGGUAAAUCGUGUCCUGCCUGAUUGGUUGGCCAAUCCCAAUGUUAUCACGGCUGAUCUUAAGUCUACAACUCUUCCAGUGGGAAAGAUGACUGGACUUGAUCCUGAUCUUGUGGUCCAGUUACAAGAAAACAACAUUUCACAUUUUUUCCCAGUGCAGAUGCAGGUGAUUCCAAUGCUGCUGGAUACACUGAGUGUUGGAGGAAUGGUGGGGAAGGCAGGUUAUUGGCCAAGUGACAUCUGUGUGUCUGCUCCCACAGGCAGCGGCAAAACUCUGGCUUUUGUCCUCCCAAUUAUCCAGGCUCUGAAGGGGCGUGUGCACAGACAGGUGUGUGCACUGGUAGUGCUACCGGUGAAAGACCUUGCUGUACAGGUGUUCAAAGUGUUCCAGACCUAUAUUAAAGGGUCAGACCUCAAGGUAGGUCUGCUUACUGGACAGAAAGCUUUCAAACUAGAACAGCAGACAUUGGUCAGAAGGAGUCUCCGUGGUUACCAAAGCCUUGUGGAUAUUAUCAUAGCUACACCUGGCCGACUUGUUGACCACAUCAACCAGACUCCGGGGUUUGAUCUGUCAGGUCUGCGCUUCCUAGUGAUAGACGAAGCUGACAAAAUGAUGGAACUGGUGAAACAGGAUUGGCUGGUUAGGGUUGAGAAUGCUGUCUACAAAAGCACCCGACCACAGCCAGAAAUACUCACCGCUCAAAGUUGCCUGAAGCCUCGUAUACCUCUACAGAAACUGCUGUUCUCAGCGACAUUAUCACAGAACCCAGAAAAUCUUCAGCAGCUGAAUCUGUUCCUGCCCAAGCUGUUUACUUCUCUUGUGAAACCUGCCUCCUCAGUGUGUGAAGAUGCUACUGGCCAAUCAGCUGAUACGGAAGAAAAUCAAGGUGAAUUUGUUGGGAAGUACACAACUCCACAAGGACUGAGUGAGUACUUUGUGGAGUGUACGGCGGCCACCAAACCAUUGAUCAUUCUCCAUUACCUACACAACCUUAUGUUCACCAACGUUCUCUGCUUUGUCAACUCAGUAGAAUCUGCACACAGGCUGUAUCACCUGAUUCGACUGAUGGGAGGGAAGGAGGUUCGUGAGUUCUCCUCUGGUCUCCAAACAAAUAGAAGGAAGCGAAUACUCAAGGAAUUCUCCAAAGGCCAAAUUGACAUAAUCAUCUGCACCGAUGCCAUGGCUAGGGGAAUGGAUAUAGAUAAUGUAAAGUUUGUGAUAUCUUACGACCAAACUCACAACAUUAAAACGUACAUCCAUCGUGUAGGACGUACAGCUCGUGCAGGCAAAGUAGGCACAGCGAUCACCCUACUGCAGAACAAAGAGUUUUAUCACUUCAAGAAGAUGACCCGCGAGGCUGGAAAGUCUAGGAUCAAGGAACAGAAAGUUUCUGAAGAAUCUCUAGAACCCAUCGUCCCAGCCUUCAAGAAAGCUUUAGAAGAAGUACCUCAAAUCCUUAAGGCUGAAAAGAUAAAGAAAAGUUCCAACGGAUGAAAGCUUCCAUAGAAAGUAAAUGUUGGUGAAGGAGCAUAUGACUGUAUGCCAUGUUGCUAACGACUGACCUCCUCCGGCAGACAAUAACUUUGGGACAGAUAUCCCUGUAUUCCCAUGCAACUGGUCUUAUGCUCCAGAUGAACCAACACAAAUUGUCCAGUACCAGUCUGCAUGGGGCUCACUCCUCAACACUGUUGGGAUGCCAUACCAGAAAUGUGUCGGGAGAACUAUAUAUUAGUGGUGUAAGAACUAUAGAGCAGGUCUCUACAGAGCACUCCACAUAUAUGUGGAUGUAUUUAGACUCGUGCAAUAUGGCCAAGUGAAGCCUUGUGAUUCAAAUGAUCACCUCAAUGAAAAUUCACUAAUUGAACACCAUAAAUGUAUCCCAUACAAAUGGAAAUUUUCAGUAUCCACUACUAUGUUCUUUAAGAUCCUUGGAGCAGGUCUCUGAGGAAAACUGCAUGAACUUAAUACAAUCAACAAAUAAACUACAUAUGUUGAAUUAG